Messenger RNA from Galleria mellonella (greater wax moth), 4315 nucleotides. It is a transcript of the gene qtc, whose product is annotated as protein quick-to-court. The record is from RefSeq and is a predicted model, not a curated record. The transcript is spliced from 6 exons. NCBI's taxonomy places the organism in Eukaryota, Metazoa, Arthropoda, Insecta, Lepidoptera, Pyralidae. The coding region runs from base 365 to 2044 and encodes 559 amino acids.
GGUAGUUGCGUUGACGUGGCCACAGCGAGGCGCUGCCAGCCUCAGCAACGGCCGCAACAUACCGUGAACAAACAUUGACCAAGCACGCAGCCAACGCACUGCGCUCCGACGACUUGCCGCAACAUUCUUAGCGUAAAAGUUAACGUGGAUGGUUUACUCUAUGUAAUUUGCGAUGUUUAAGUUGAUAUUUCCAAGUUUCCCCUUGGAACAACACUGUGCGAACGACUGUAUUAUAUCGAACUACGAUUGUGCUAAAUACUUGUGUUACUGAUGUUCCGGCGAUGUUCUCACUGAGCGCAAUGGAUAUUGGGAAAUUCGUACUUGUUACAAUUAUACGCUACGUCGAUGUAAGUAAUUGAAGAAAAUGAAUAGAAAUUAUAAUAGAAGAGUGCCAGAGUUUCAUGAUGAACACUGCUGCGCGGGAAGUAUUGCCGGCAACUUUCGGCGCACGUCUUCACUGCGACUGCGCGGUGAAAAGAUGGUGCAGCGCUCGCCUCUUUCUACUAGAAAAUUAAUUCCUGUAAUCACGGAAAACGCACAUCAAAAAACCCGGAGCGAUGGAGCUCGUCUCGUGGAGCCGGGUCAUCGCCAAAGGAGCCAUUCUUUUAGCUCAAAUGCUCAACACAAAUCCAGAAAGCCCUGCCUGAAAUCCCCUGACAAUGGUAUGGAUAGCAAACUGGAUAUGACUGAUUCUGCCCAUACUCCACCUGGAUCUCCGGAGGACUUGCCUGAUGAUGAGUCUCUCCACAGUUACGGUAGUGCAGCCACCGCAGCUUCUGUCGACGCGGGUUACGCACCUUUCAACGGUACUACAUUCAGUGGCCGGUCCAUGCGAUAUGUCCUACAUUGUUCCUCUCACGCAGGCUUAGCAGGUGAUGAUUACUUAACGCCCACGCAACGAGCCCAAAAACAAAUACGUCGCCUAAAAAGCUUACUCAGCCAAGCUAAAAAAGACUUAGAAAAAAAAGACAGUGAAAUAUUCCAUCUCACCAAGGAGGUAGUUGAACUUCGCCUCUACAAAGCAUCCAUUUGUUCACCUGAUGAAAAAUCAAACUCCAGUGAAAUUGUGACAAUAAGAGAAAAUGCUGAUGAUAUUUCUAUUGAGCAAGAAAGCCCUAAACGUGAAGAGGCUUGUAGUACCUUUGAUGUUACUGAUAGUCCCCUGUUCAAAGAUCAAACCCCCACUCGGUGUCGGAAUGAUAUGCAAGGUUCUUUUACUGAUUCUGGCCACUUUGAUGAUCUCACAAACUCCUCUUUACACUCUAAAGAAUCAGUCCAUAUGUUAACACAUGAAGCAGCUUGCAUGACUGAGGUUGAAGAUUCAGAUGGGGAGCGACGUAGCUUAAUAUCUUUUUACGAGAAAAAAGUGGAAGAUGUAAUGAGAGCACAUGUGGGAGAGACACAGGAAUUGAAAAAGGCUCAUAAUGACAAGGUGGAAGCUUUGCUGCAGAAGUUGGCUGAUGUGAACACGCGCUACUGUGAAUUACUACCAAACUAUGAACAAGCUAAAGAACGAAUCCAUUCCCUAGAGAAGCAGCUAGAAGAGGCGAGCAAACAGUUACAAGAAGAAGAAAGUAGGCAUCGCUCUAUGUACUUGCAGAUGUACAACAAAGGAGUUGAAGCUGCUAAGUUUGAAUUGGAAAAGGAAGGAGAACCUGGAACUUCACAAGGACAAGAAAGCAGAGUUUCUGUUGAAGAACUACUUGAACAGCUGCAGAUUACCCAGACUGAGCUCGAAAAUGUCCGAGACACGGCAUUCACAGCGGACCGAACGGCAAAGUCACAAGUACUUCUAAGUGCAAAGGAGGCUGUUUCUUUGUGGGUCCUAGGAGCUCGGAAGGCUAUGUAUCGUCGUAUUGUAGAGUCGCAGAAAGGUAGCAAGACCAAUGUGGAUCCUGAGGUGACGUUACAGUUCUUGAAGUCGGCCAUUUACUACUUCCUGACUGAUCCUGAGAACCAUCAAGGUCAUCUCAAUGCUAUAGAGAACAUUCUAGGAUUUACUGAAUCGGAAAAGAAGAACAUACGUACGGCGAGGGCUACAUGAGAAGACUGCUGUGAACGUGUGAUAUGUCCGUAGAUUAAUUUUGUUGCUACUUAGAUAGGUAUUAAUUGUUGCAUGUUAUCAAAUAUGAAACAGCUAAUAAUUUAAGUCGUAGUUUUAGAUCAUAUGCACAUGACCAUACGUUACUUUUAAGAAACCCUAAUUUUGCAUAAUUUGCACAUAAUACACUUUAUUUGUGGUGGUUGUUAUCUUUUCUUUUGGGUAUUAUAUCGAAUUUAUUUUUUUAAUUAAUAAGUUUUGUGAUUUUUCAAAUAGAUCUUAAGGCCAAAGAAUUAAGUUUCCUUUUUUGUGCAAUUUUGACAAUAGUUUUAAGUGAGCAGUACAGUGAAAUUGCUACAUUCCUUGUAGAUUAUAACUAUUUUAAGUGUUAUAUUUUAUAAUUUUAUUGUAUUAUCUAUAUUGGUGUUGUUUUCCUAUAACUUAUCUUGCGUUUUUUGCAUGCUUGUCAUUUUAUAAAAAGUAUUAAAUUAUAAAAUCAUCAUGAUUCAUAAAAAAUCUCACUUUAACGUAAAGGUGAAUUUUGUACAUGGAUAAAUAAAUGAGCUGACUUGAGUAGAUAAACUUAAAAAACAUUUUUUGUUUUCUGGUUAAUCAUUUAAUUUUAACAUUAUCUACACAUACUCUUACCCAUUAAAGUCCUAUAUAAAAUGCAGGCCCGCACGCGCCUGAAUAGUUAGAUGCCUAAUGCGGUUGCUUAUAAGUGCAAUGCUCCUUUGAAAUUGAACAUAAGCAUAUUUUGUUCCAGAAAUUCUUUAAUUAGAUAUAUAAUGUUUCUAUAGAGAUAGCCUUUUUUACACGAUAUUUUUAUUCUAUAUUUAAAAUGUAGUCUUUUUAUUCCGUCCACUGAUCUCUCUCGGUCGCAUAAUAUUACUCUUAAGUUGUAUUUUAAUGUACAUAUUUAUUAGAAUAUUUAAUGUCUCUACACUACUUCUGCCGCUUCGUAUAUGUUGAGUGGAUACGAAGUUGUCAGAAAGGUAAACCCUCCGAUUCUUGAGCGUGCAAACUAUGAAUCGUCGUCGAUGGAGUUAAGUAUGAUAUUAAUGUGGUAUUGGUAAAAUAUGCUAAUUACAGACUAUUUAAUAGAUAGAGUAAAAAUUUAAUAUUUAUCCAGAAUUCUUACCAUAUACUGCCUUUUAGUGCUAUGGUCAGCUAUCUAUACAAUACGUUAUAUAAAAUUCACCUUUAUCAGUUAUAUUAGAUGUAAGAUUGAAUCUUGCCACUUUUGUGUCUGUGAUUGAAGAUUAAAGUACUAUAUUUUACAACUCGCAUAACAUCUCGAAUGGUUUAAUUGAAUAUCGCUUCACAAUUUGAUUUUUGCUAAAAAUGUUGCCCACUAAUUUUAUGCAAAUUUUACGAACUUGUCUAGAGUUAACCCGGCAAUAUGAUAAAUUAUUUUCUGUACGUUGCCUUUUACCCGUUUAUUUUACAAUAAAGUCGCUCUUUUCCCCCCUAUAAAGUCUGUUCUAAAUUUUUUUUUAAUUUGUAAUAGGAAAAAUUUCGGUGGCCUAUCUAAUAUCCAUUGUCUUACACAUGAAUACCGACGUUGAUUCACAAAAUAUAUUAUGUCUUGCAUUAUUAUUCCUAAAAGCUAAAGUUACUAUGUAAUCGUACCCAGUAAUUUCACUUACUAUCUACUCCUCUUUUUCAUAUAAAAUAUCCAGAAAUUAGCUCUAACAAUCCUUUUUUUUUUGCAUAUGUCAAAUUGUGAAGAUAAAAAACAGUUAUUUUAGCUAUCUAAUUACACCAGUGUUUCUGCAAAAUGUUUGCACGGAGCAAUUUUUAGAUAUUAUUGUAAUAUUCAAAUAUAUUGCCAGGUAUCUUGCCAUUAAAAUUUUAACAUGGCGAUUAGAGCACAACAGUAACGUCCAACAGCUUUAUAGUCUCAUAAUUUUAUUCUAUUUAGCAUUGAUGCCUAAUUAGCCAUAACAAAAGUGCAUAGCUCAUAAUCUUACCUAAAAAAAUAAUUCACAAUAUUAUAUAGACAAUGUUAAACCUGAUUUGUAAAGAAACAGUAUUAAUAGUUCUCGAAUAUUUAAAAAAAGAAUGUUUUGCGGAAUAUUAAGACAAGAUCAUAAUUAAUUAAAAAAAAAAUAUCAUAUUGAAUAUUAUUUUUUAUAUUUUUGCCUGCACUGUUAUGACUGUAUUGUACAUUUACAUAAAAUCUCAUAUUACGUAAAUACAACCCAUGAUACUUUUACACAGGAUUCUGUGACAGAAAUUGCUCGUCUUGUUAUUAAAUUAUGAAACAUGUGA